Molecule: messenger RNA, 2223 nt
Organism: Daldinia caldariorum
Lineage: Eukaryota; Fungi; Ascomycota; Sordariomycetes; Xylariales; Hypoxylaceae
Product: glycoside hydrolase family 51 protein
Exons: 9
Coding region: 198-2165 (655 amino acids)
Biological process (GO): L-arabinose metabolic process
Molecular function (GO): alpha-L-arabinofuranosidase activity
Source: RefSeq, a predicted model, not a curated record
UUUUUUCUAUGUCUCCACGUGCUAUGCUAUCCUCGGUGUUGUUCGACGGUGCAUCGUGAUUUACUGUAUAUAUACCUAAAUAUAUAUAAAGACCAUAUCUGUAUAUAAUAGGUUCGAAGAUGAGAAUAUGACCAAGGCGACCUUGAAUAGCGCACUUGUGCCGCCCUCGCUUUAGUCUUCCCCGUAGAUGCGACACGAUGCAUCUGAAGCUGUGUGUGUUGGUCAGCGCUUUUGCGUGUGCGGCCUCUUUAGCCUCCGCUAUUGAUAUUUCUGUAAAGUCAACAGGCGGUAAUACGACAAACGGUCAUCAAUAUGGCUUUUUACACGAAGACAUCAACAACUCAGGCGAUGGCGGUCUCUACGCCGAACUGAUCCGCAAUAGGGCCUUCCAGAUCAGCGAGGGGUUUCCCGCCUCACUAGACGGCUGGCACCCAGUCAACGGUGCGAAGCUAUCGUUGAAGAACCUCAGCGAGCCGCUGUCUGACGUCCUGAUAACUUCCCUAAACAUUGCGGCUCCUACGGGGAACGGCCAAGUAGGGUUCCAGAAUGACGGAUACUGGGGUAUGGACGUUAAGGCACGCAGAAGAUACACCGGUUCGUUCUGGGUUAAGGGCACAUAUUCCGGCCAGUUUACUGCCUCGCUGCAGUCGAAUACCACGGGCCAGACCUUUGUAUCCGUUAACGUCACGUCUCAAUCUACAUCUGAUAAGUGGACUGAGCAUAUCUUCGAGUUGACUCCUUCUCAAGACGCCCCGAAUUCCCAUAAUACAUUUGCCAUCACGUUCGAUGCAUCGGGCGCAGAGACAGGGUCGCUUGAUUUCAACCUCAUUAGCCUCUUUCCCCCGACAUUCAAAGGACGGAAAAAUGGGAUGCGUGUAGAUAUUGCCGAAGCUUUGGAACAGCUUCACCCUACGCUUUUCCGCAUCCCUGGUGGCAACAUGCUCGAAGGCUUGACAAACAGGACGUGGUGGGACUGGAAGAACACCCUUGGCCCCUUAAAGAACCGACCUGGCUUCACAGGAGUAUGGGGAUACCAGCAGACCAACGGCUUGGGAUUGCUAGAGUACUUAGAGUUUGCAGAAGACUUGGGAAUGGAUAUUGUCUUAGGGGUCUACGACGGCCUCUCUCUAAACGGAGACAUCGCACCCAAGGAUCAACUGCAGUUCUUCAUCGACGACGCCCUCGACCAAAUUGAAUUCAUCCGCGGACCAGCAACUUCAAAAUGGGGUUCCGUCCGCGCCUCGCUAGGUCACCCCGAGCCCUGGAAGCUGCAAUACGUGGAAGUCGGCAACGAAGACUGGCUCGCUGGCGCGCCCAAGGGAUGGGACACGUUCAGGGGGUACCGGUUCCCGCUUUUCCUCGAGGCAAUCAACAAGGCGUACCCGGAUAUCCAGGUCAUUUCCUCGGGGUCGGUUUACGAUGGCUACGACAUCCCGGCACCUGGAGCCGGCGACUAUCACGUGUAUGCCGAGCCCGACACUCUUGUUGCUGAGUUUUCUAAGUUCGAUAAUGUGAAACAACCGCAUAUUAUUGGGGAGAUGGCUGCAAUUCAUCCGAACGGUGGUUCUGGCUGGAAUGGACCGCAACGUCCGUUUCCCUGGUGGGGAGGUGCUGUUGGAGAAGCCGUAUCACUCAUCGGCUACGAGCGCAAUGCAGAUAGAAUCAUUGGAGCCGCCUAUGCGCCGGUAAUUCGCAAUAUGAACCGUUGGCAAUGGGAAAUCACGGUGAUUCAGUUCACUGCCGACCAGGUUACUCGCUCUACGUCUUGGUACGUCUGGGAGCUUAUGGCGGCCCACCCCUUAACAGAGACAUUACCAGCGAGUUCGCAGUUUAAUCCGCUAUAUUACGUAGCUGGUAAAAACGACAAAACAGGGGGUCAUAUUUUCAAAGCAGCAGUUUACAACUCAACGAACGGCGCCGAUGUCCCCGUCAAACUAUCCUUUGAAGGCAUUUCGCAGGGAACGAGCGCGGAGUUAACUAUCCUGACAGGACCGGAAGAUCCAUAUGGUAGCAACGACCCUUCCACUGGUAUCAAUGUUGUGAAGACUAGUAAGGAGACUAUACGGUCCGAUAAGACUGGAAGCUUCCAGUUUUCGUUACCAAACUUGAGUAUUGCUGUCUUGGAUACAAGCCCACCAAAGUCUCGUCGCUGGAAUAGGGCAUAGAACAUUAGGUAGAUAAAUAAUACUUACCUCUGAUAUCAAAUCAAAUGCAAUUAUGCUG